This is a messenger RNA of Jaculus jaculus (lesser Egyptian jerboa), 3063 nucleotides long. RefSeq names its product zinc finger protein 501-like. The record is from RefSeq and is a predicted model, not a curated record. NCBI's taxonomy places the organism in Eukaryota, Metazoa, Chordata, Mammalia, Rodentia, Dipodidae. Gene Ontology annotation, molecular function: RNA polymerase II cis-regulatory region sequence-specific DNA binding; DNA-binding transcription factor activity, RNA polymerase II-specific. Gene Ontology annotation, biological process: regulation of transcription by RNA polymerase II. The transcript has 4 exons. Bases 472 to 1710 code for a protein of 412 amino acids.
GAGGAUUCUGGGACUUGUAGUUCAGCUAGCCAGUGGCCAGUCCGCGCGGCUCGGCCCCAGCUGCGUUUAGAUACCUGGUGGCUGGUGGCCAGGUGCUUGUGUGUCGUGAGCGUGGUCGGCCGGAAGUGCGGCGGGCUGAGCACACAGCGGCCCUUCCAAGUCCGAGGAGAGCAGCGCGGGGCCUCGCUGCUGGCCUCGGGAAGCCCGGAGCCUCUGGCGGGCUCCCGCGCUCGGCCCGGGCCGGCGGGCGGGAGGAGCGGUCGUCAUGGAGCGGCGGGCAGAGGAUGGCUAUCUGAGGACUCAGACCUUCCUGGUUCUGGAAACCCAACGGAAAAUGGCAUGACCAAUGUGCUCCUGACCUCUAGGUCCUAGGAGAGAGAAAGAGAAUGGGCUGUCUAGGGCCUCUUGCCACUGCAAACAAACUCCAGAUGUUUGUGCUGCUUGGAGCAUCUGGCUUUAGAGUGGGAGACAAUGCCAGAAAGGAAGGAGCUAACUCCAGAGAAAGGCUUUUCUGAAGAAGACUCAGCCCCUGGAGUGUUGAUUGAAAGAUUUCCAGAGAAAGGGUCCAGUGAAUGUGAAGACUCUUUAAAAAGUCAGCUGGGAAGCCAUGAGAAUCCUUUGAUACAAAAGCUUAUCCCUCAGAAGAAAUUUUCUGUGGAAAGAAGUUACCAUUGUGAUGGAUUUAGAAGAAAUUUUAGUCGGAGGACAUUACUUGUUCAACAAGGAGAGAGACUUCAUACUUGUGAUUCACUUAAAAAGAACUUACAACAAAAUUCAGAUAUAAUUAAACAUGAGAGAAUUUGUGAAGGAAAGAAACCUUGGAAGUGUAAUGAGUGUGAAAAAGCCUUCAGUUAUUACUCAGCUUUUGUCUUGCAUCAGAGAAUUCAUACUGGAGAAAAACCUUAUGAAUGUAAUGAAUGUGGUAAAUCUUUUAGCCAGAGCAUCCACCUUACUCUGCACCAGAGAAUUCAUACUGGAGAGAAGCCCUAUGAAUGUCAUGAAUGUGGGAAAGCCUUCAGUCAUCGCUCAGCCCUAAUUCGGCAUCACAUAAUUCACACUGGAGAGAAGCCCUAUGAAUGUCAUGAAUGUGGGAAGGCCUUUAAUCAGAGUUCAUAUCUCACUCAACACCAACGAAUUCAUACUGGGGAGAAACCUUAUGAGUGUAAUGAAUGUGGGAAGGCCUUCAGCCAGAGCACAUUCCUUACCCAACAUCAGGUCAUUCACACUGGUGAGAAACCUUACAAGUGUAAUGAAUGUGGCAAAUCCUUUAGUGACCGGUCGGGCCUUAUUCAGCAUCAGAGAACUCAUACUGGGGAGAGGCCUUAUGAGUGUAACAAAUGUGGGAAAGCUUUUGGCUAUUGUUCAGCCCUGACUCAGCACCAGAGAACUCACACAGGGGAGAAACCCUAUAAAUGCAGUGAUUGUUCCAAAGCCUUCAGUGACCGCUCAGCCCUUAUUCGUCAUCAGAGAAUACAUACUGGAGAAAAGCCUUACAAGUGUAAGGAUUGUGGAAAAGCUUUCAGCCAGAGCUCAUCUCUUACAAAACACCAAAAAACUCACACUGGAGAAAAACCUUAUAGGUGUAAGGAAUGUGGAAAAGCCUUCAGCCAGAGUUCCUCUCUUUCUCAACAUCAGAAAAUUCAUAUUGGAGAGAAAACCAGGGAACAUGGACAAGCCUUUGGCCAACAAAAGAUAAUCCAUACUGGCUAAGUGGGUGGUACAUUUAGAGCACAUUUAUUGAGAAUUUAAUACAUGCUGUGAGUGCUACAAAGAAAUUUAAAGAGUACUGUUUUUAAAAAGAUAUUGAUAAAUCAUUGUUGAUGUGGGAUAUAAUUCAGAUUAGCAGGGCUUUUAAUUUUUUUAAUGCCCAAAUUAAGGCCACUGGAUUUCUCUUGUGAAAUUAACACCCUAGUGUGUAUGUAAAUUACCAAGUCCUUGACAGAGAAGUAGGAUUAGCAGUGGUGGAAAGAAAACAUGUUACUUGGUAGGUAGUCGCAUAGUGCUAAUGAGAUGAAAUUCUAAAGAACAAGUGGUCCUUUUAUAUAAAUUAUCUGAGCAAACUAAGAGAUUGAGAAUUCACAAUGAGUUUGUCCAAGGUGAGGACUGAUGAAGGAACAGUUAUCCUUUGGCCUUACAUACAAGGACAAAAAAAGAGGUUGAUGGAAAGGACAGAGAAAUGUUGGAGGAUGAACUCAUGGAAUGUUGGGUGAAAUCACUGCUGAGUAUGCACAACCAGAAAAAUGAUUAAACUUGAGUUGUGGAGUUCCUAUGAUAGCUUUACUGUAAAUCUAAGGAGCUUGGUCUGAGGGUCUUCUGUACUUUUUGUCUUGUACAUGAUAUUUAUAGAUGCCUCCUGGGAAUCUUCCAAGGUCAAAGACUUAUAUAUCACAGUGUACAGAAGAGAGCCUGUGAUGUGUUCAGUGUGAUGUAAGCUGUCUGAGUUAACCCGAGAAUUUAUAAAGAUUUACCUCAGUUGGAUGUAGUUUGUGCAUUGGAUUUUUUAUGCCAUAGUAACAUUGUAAACUUACACUGACACAGCUUAUUAGAUUGUGAAAAGUUGAUAAAGAUUUUUAAAUGCUUGCCUUUCCCAUGUUACUUUGGGUAAAAUUACUGGAAACAUUUGAGUGUAGGGCUCUUGUUCUUCAAGUUUCUCCAUGAGGUGUUUUGGUGUGGCUUUCUGAAAGUUAACUUUGGUUCUGUAUUGUUGAGCUUUUUCAGUGUAUAAGUUUAUGUUCUUUGCCAAAUGUGCAGGAAUUUUCAACCUGUUAACCUUUUCACACAAGACUUUCAGCCCAGUGCCCCACCUCUCUCCUUUUCUGAUGGCAGAACUGUUGGCUCUAUAAAUUGUAGGUCCACAAGUUUCUGAGUAUGUUGUUUUUCUUCCAGUCUGGUUUCCUUUUAGUCUUGUUGAGCUGCUGUAACAAAAAUCUCAUAGACUAGGUGCUCAAGUAAGGUAUUUCCUACAGUUCUGGAGGUUGGGGAGUCUUAAGAACCAUUUGCCACCCGACUGUCUAGUUAGGAUUCUCUCUUCCUGCCUCACAGAUGAUGGCUUUUUUUUUUUCU